UGACCCACGCUGGGCGCCAUUUCUUCGUAUAAACAACGACCGGGACGGUGUUUGUGUGUCUUUGAUAAUUUGUGUAAAAUAUUGUGAAAAUAGACUGUUAAAAUGUCGGAAGUCGAGGCCGUCAGUGCAAAUAACGCGCUACCUGAAGAAAACAGUCAAAGUGAUAAGGGAGUCAAAUCCAAAAAGGCGAAAUCGCCCCGAUUAUCAACAGUUGAUCGUGCUAAAGAAGAAAGCGAGGCUAUCACAAAGGGAAUAUCUAGUGAAGUUGAAGGUCGUCGUAUCACAAGGUCGGCAGCUAAGGGAGUGACGGCGACUCCGCCGCCCCCAGCCAAGAAAGAACGCAAAAGUCGUGGUCGUCCGAAAAAAGGCUCACAGAAUGCAACGGACGAAAGCGAUUCACACGAUGAAAGCAAGGAUGUGACUAUGACUGAAAACGAGAGUCAUGCUAAAAACGACGAGUCUAAAAAGGAGUCGCAGCCGGUAGAAAAUAACACACAUGAAGAGAAGGAAGAAAUGGCGAAUAAUAACGCUGAGACGACUAAAGAGGUGGAGGCGACUGAGAAUGGAGCGAAAGAAGACAGUGUGGAUGCUUCAACUUCCGGUGAAGAAAAGAAAGAGGAAAAGAGUGAAACUCCGGCAGAAGAUGCAGCAAGACCUGCUGAAGCAUCUGAACAGCCAGCUGAGUAAAUUGAGUUUAAAAGUUUGUUUUUCUUUUCUAUUGCGCUGUAGGUUUAUUGAACAAUUGAUAAUUUUACCUAUUAUAAUAAAUAAUAUAACACAUUACUUUGAAGUUAUGUUGUGAUUUAAUAUAAUUCUUCGGUAACUUUUUGUAAUUAAAGCGAGACGGUUAUGUUUGCAACCCAAAUGAUUACUGAUAGGUCGUUUUUUGUUUUGGUAUUGACUCUAACAGUGAUCGUUUGUGAUGAGCGUUAACUAACCUUCAGUUAGUUUUUUUUUAUAAAAAAAAAUAUAUAGCAUAGGAAAGUACAUAUUCACAUAUGUACCUGAAUCUCUUUGAUCCUUGAAUGUUUUUAACAUAGUUUCCCUUUUUAAACGAAAACGUUCGACAAAAUAUUCAUUUUAGUAUUUGUUAUAAAUCCCUUUAGUAAUCGCUGCUGUAUUAUUUUAAUUCCGUUUAAUUGUUCAAUAGCGUUUCAUAGAAAAAUGUUUUCAAUCAUACACGUAAUGAUUUAAUAAAACUGUAAUCCUGCGGGCACAGGACAAAGGAAUUUUUUCUAUGGUUUUGUUGUGUUGUGUCCUCAGAAAUGUCGGUUAUUAAAAAAUGUAAAUAUAAGUGUAAAAUGUAAAUAUUAAAAUAUUUACAUAAUUUAGAAUAUUAUUCUUUUUGCACUUGUAUACUUAGUUACACAAUUAUUUGACAGCUGCUAUGAGAUUGUAUUUUUUGUAAUCUAUCCUAACAACUUUUCGUUAUAAUUUCGACAACUAAAUCUAAAUUUUGUAAAGACAUUAUUAGAUUAGUUCUAACUUUAGUAUGUUUUAUAUAAAGAAUGAAAUAGAACAUGCAAUUAGUUAAAUGUCGAAUGUAAUAACAAUUUCAUAUUCAAUUUAUAAAAGUAGUUUCUGUGGGUAUGUAUGACUGAUGCUAUUUAAAUUAAUAAAUAGGUAUAAGAAAGAAA
Messenger RNA from Tribolium madens (black flour beetle), 1637 nucleotides. RefSeq names its product cilia- and flagella-associated protein 251-like. The transcript has 4 exons. Lineage: Eukaryota; Metazoa; Arthropoda; Insecta; Coleoptera; Tenebrionidae. The coding region runs from base 103 to 687 and encodes 194 amino acids. The record is from RefSeq and is a predicted model, not a curated record.